AUGGACGUUACGGGUCUUGCCGUCGGUAUCGUGGAUCUCUACACCACAUGUCGAGACUGUUACAACUUCUUCACCACUUCAAUUCUCAAAGCAUGGGGCUUCCAUUGGCAAAUUCACAGCGAGGGCGGCAGAGAACCAGAACAUUCCGAUCCCACCAGACGAAAGCGAACCAAACUUCAUGAGUACCUCUUGAGCAACCGAUUUAAGGCCGAAGGCGUCUUCAACACUCUUUCUGCCCUUGCAGAUACACUAUCCGAUCAAGAUAAACUCACCAAGCGCUAUGGUAUCCGGUUUCAACCAGCCCAGGCCAUCCAAGAUGGGUCGCAGUUGAUGAAUAACGUCCAAUUUGCCAUCUCGGGCACAACAAUUGAGGAUGCCAAGCCUGUGAUCAGUGAAAUCAGGAGUCGUCUCUCUCUGCUUAAUAAGUUUAAAUGGUCUUUGAAAGACAAGGACAACUUCAAGAAACUUAUUGCCGACUUGAGAUCUCAUAGCGAUUCGCUCUAUCGCCUUUGCCCCGAAAUCGCAUUCGAGUCAAUGAACAUAUAUCUCACUAUGGAAUGUUUAGCCAGGGAGGAGUCGCCAACAAGCCUGAAGUGGACUUCAAGCCUCGCAACUCAGCUUGCAGAAGUCGAUGAACAGUCUUCAGUGCGGGAAGGUUACGAAUUGCUGGCUUCGGCGGCCACUUUGAAAGCAUCGGUUAAUCAAAAUAGAGAUAGGAUGCACGCAGAUGACAGCACUCUCACCAGCGUUGAAGAAGAGCAACGCGAGAUGCGGUAUCUGGGAAAGGGCCUCGCCCUAUUUGAAGGACAGGUCGUUUACGUGGAAAUGCGAGACUAUCGUGGACCGCCGCUGGAACUCACUCCAGAGCAGAAACAGAAAUUAAAGCGCCGUCGAAACCGGGCGCGCUUCUUGGCAUCAUUUCCAAUGGAUAACACGAUGAACAGCCAUUACGGCAGGGUUGACAUGGACCAGACCCAUCAACAAUACGACAGCGACGAAUCUGAAAGUGACGAAGUGAUAGAGGCGGUCAGACCAGCCGAUCCCAAGCUUCGCACUCUCAUCAGGAACUUCGUUAACACCUUCCAAGGUGAGAAUAAUAUGAAAAGCGUAUAUGGUUUGGAUAUCGCCGGUAUGAUAGACCACACAGAAAGCGAACACAAAGGUCAUUGCAGCAUUCUCUACAGACUCCCCGGCACAACUGGCGUUCAGAGUCGCGAUCGGCCUGCAGAAAACCUGAAGCUUCGCGCACCAGUGACGCUGGAGUCCCUGCUUGGAACCAAGCAGAAACAAGGCAUCCGAUCUACACUCGGCGCGCGUUUUGAGCUGGCUAGAAAGCUUGUGCAUGCUGUUUGCCUACUUCACUCUAGUGGCUGGCUGCACAAGAACAUACGCGCGGACUCAGUAAUAUUCUUUCCGGAACAUGCGAAUGCGCUUCAGGAAGAUCGAUACGAGGUCAAAUUUGAGAUCGAUGUCUCAAAGCCUAUUCUGAUGGGUUACAUCUUCUCACGGCCAGACGACAUCAUGAUUUCGUCGGCAACAGAACAACCCAGUGAAAAGGGACGCAGGGCACAUAGCACCACUCAGAGGUGGUAUGACCCGAUGGAUAAGACAGUAGAGUUGAAACGUAGAUCUGGAACUCCUCGGGGUGGCGCCAUAUACGGUCCCGAAACGCUACGGAAGGGACCUGCGAAGGAGCAAACGAAAGAGACAAACAUCAGUGGCUUCAUGCUUGACUAUUAUCAACAUCCUGCGAAGCACGCGGAUCCAAAGCGCCUCUAUCGCCACGCAUAUGACAUAUACUCGCUGGGUAUUCUUCUGCUUGAAGUUGGGUUAUGGGAGAAAUUGAAGAACUACGAAGACACACGCGCAGAGUAUAACAGGCGCGAUUAUUACGAAGAGAUUAUUGUUACUCGAAGAAGUGUACCCGAUUAUGACGAAGACGAUCAUAAUAAGCGAAGGCACAUAAAUCCCGAUUACGAUGAAGAGGAUCAUUACGAGCGAAGACGAUGGAUUUGUCGAGUGUACCUUGAUCGCCUCAGAUGGGCAUGUGGAGACAAAUAUGCGGAUGUUGUUCUCAGCUGUCUCAUGAUUAAUAGCAGUGACGACGAAGUGGCGAAAGCGAGCGAGAGGGAGCUUUGUGCCAGAAUUAUAGCUGACUUGGAGGGCUGUCAAGCUUAG
Messenger RNA from Trichoderma breve, 2178 nucleotides. RefSeq names its product prion-inhibition and propagation domain-containing protein. NCBI's taxonomy places the organism in Eukaryota, Fungi, Ascomycota, Sordariomycetes, Hypocreales, Hypocreaceae. The transcript has 2 exons. Bases 1 to 2178 code for a protein of 725 amino acids. The record is from RefSeq and is a predicted model, not a curated record.